Erinaceus europaeus (western European hedgehog) is the source of this 2879-nucleotide messenger RNA. RefSeq names its product spermatogenesis associated 21 (gene SPATA21). The record is from RefSeq and is a predicted model, not a curated record. The transcript has 13 exons. Gene Ontology annotation, molecular function: calcium ion binding. Lineage: Eukaryota; Metazoa; Chordata; Mammalia; Eulipotyphla; Erinaceidae. Bases 592 to 2748 code for a protein of 718 amino acids.
GGCUUGAACCCAGGUCCUUGCGCCCUGUAGUGUGUGUGCUUAAUCGGGUGCACCACGGCCUGGCCUCUGCAAAGAUGACACUUUGGAAAUGCAGCAAGAAUGGAAAGUCUGUGGGUCUUGGAGAUCUGCUGAUUGCGGCUGAGUUUCUGCUCUGUGAAGUUGAACCUCUGCUUGACUUCCUAAGACCUGCUCUUUCUUCCUCUCCUCCCAUCUCUCUCUCUCUCUCCUCCCUCUCUCCCUCUCUUUGUAGGGCAGGGAGAAACUCAGAAGGCACAGGGAGAUAAGGAGGGAGGGCAGUGGUAGCACUGCUUCGUCACUUAUGUACCUCCUUCCCACGCAGGUGGGAGCCAGGGUCUAGAACCCACAUCCUCACAUAAGGUGACAGGUGGCUCAGCCACAUAGGCCACUGCCUGGCUCUGGCCUGACAGUUGUGAGCAUCAGGGAGCACAUGUGGCUGUCCUGUGCCAGCCCGGGUGCCGCCUCUGCCCCUGAGCCGGGCUUUCUGCACCGCAGGCUCUGCACGGGCUGCCGAGUGACGGUUCCCGGCUUGCUGGAGCAGGUUGGUAUUCUCCUGUGGGAGCGCCACGGCUGAUGCCACCACCUGUCGCCCCGGUCAGCCCCGGUACAAUGGACAACAGGAGCGGCCAGGUGUUCGAGGAGGCUAGGAUCAAGAUGCUGGAGGUCCAGCCAGGUCCUGGCUUGAGGGCCAUGGACAAGAGAGCUGGCGUUGAGUCUAGUAUGUUCGACAUCAGCCAGGUGAUUCUAGAUGCUGCGGAGAUGGGCAGUGAAAUGCAGCCCUCAUUAACUCUGGGGGAGCCGGAGAAGAGGUCUGGGCACAUAGACAUGUCGGAGGAGGACUCCCCAGCACCCAGGACCCAGGAGCAGAGGCAUUUGGCAGAAGCAGGGAAGAAGAAGUCAUCCUGCCCCCCCCCGAAAGGACCCAGGGAGCUUCAAACAGGGCUGGAUCAGACCAGCGCAGGAAGUGACCCCGCGGCUUUGCCCACCGGUGCACCUGCAGCUAACAAAAGGCUGCAGAACCAGGGUGUGGAGGAGGAGGCUGAGGACCAGCUGGGGAGCCCACAGAGCCCAAGGACCCUGGAGGCGCAAGCCACUGAGAGCUUCGAGGGCCGGGCGUGUCAUCCCACUCCAGGUCCCCAAGCAGAAAAUGGGGCAGAUGUAGUCCAGCUGACAGAGCCUUGCUGCACCUUGGACUGCGGUGGACAGCAGCCGAGAGACCGGGCCCCCAAGGAGACAGGUGCCCCACAGAUGAGGCCACAGGAGACACCGUCGGAGCCUGAGCCAGGAGAGCUUGAGAACGGUUCCCAGGACGUGACGGCCCCAGCGCCCACAGCAAUUCAGAAGGAAGAAACUGCCGACUGCUGCUCACUUCCCACGCCAGGAUCCCACGCAGUCCCUCUCCCCGACGCUCUCCUGCCGAGUUCUGGGGGUAAACCUGUGGAGCCUCAGCCAGCACCAGUACCUGCUUCUCCACCAGUGGUGAAGGACUCUGAAGAGUGGAGGUCGCUGGACGAUGUGCAGAAGCAGCCUCAGCCCCCCACGCUAACCACCAUGGCCCAGAGCCUUAAGACCACCUGCCAGGGCUUCAUGAAGUGCUUGCUGGAGGUGGAAGAAGAGGAAGCCAUGAUUCGAAGGGCCACUAAAGCCCGGGCCCUGCAGAACCGGAAGUCCCCCAGGACCCUGACCCCCAUGCCCACCUCUACCCUGGCUGGCAACUCAGCCCCAAGCCUGCCUAAACCUCCCAACUCAGCACCUGCCACAGCCCCAUCCUGGGUCCGGCCGCCGGCCCCUGGGCCUAUUCCUGCCUCCAUAGGGGCCCUCGUCCCGGCCUCCUCCCCAGAUAUGAGCUGGAGAAGGAUGGAAUUCUUACAGCAGAACUAUGAGAGGAGCCUGGCACGACCCACCGAGUGUGACGAGAGCAACUUGCUGAAGUUGUUUCAGAACUGGAAGGAGAAGUCGGAGGAGCACCUCACCCUGAGGCAAGAGGAAGCCUUCCGCAGCUACUUUGACAUCUUCAAAGGCCACGGAGAGGUGGACGCACACAGCCUGGAGAACACCCUGCUGUUUGUGGGCAUCUCCCUGAUGCCAGCCCAGGUGGAGGCCGCCCUGAUGAGCGCCGACAUCGACGGAGACGGCCAUGUGAGCUUCAAAGACUUCCUGGCCGUGAUGACAGACACCAAGCGCUUCUUCUGCUCUGUGGAACAGAACACCCUGACAGACAUGGCUCCCUCGAAUCCUCACACCCUGUUCUUCGAGAUCCUGUCCUUGCUGGUGGAGAUGCUGGCUUUACCUGAAGCGGCCUUGGAGGAGAUCACCAACUAUUACCAGAAGAAGCUGAAGGAAGGCACCACAAGGGUCCGAGAGAUAGAGUCAACCAUAGGCAGGCUGCGGCCCAGGAAGAAGCUUCCUUACGCCCAGCAGCAGGUAGAAAAUUUUGACGUGCCGGAACGAAGAGUCCUCCGAAUCCUUAGCCGGCUGAAGCAGCAGAACUAUGCGGACAACCUGCAGAGCCCCUACGCCCAAGUGCCCUGCAUCCCGCUCUGCCCGCGGCUGGAUAAGAAGAUGGUCUGCAGGAAGCAGGGAAGCCACCACGUGCUGGACCAGUACCCCCCCACCUACCUGGGCCCUGACAUCCGGAGCUUUUUCUUCCAGCCAGGAUCUCAAGGAAGCAGGGAACACAGCUCUGACGGGCGGAAGUGGCUUGGCUCUAUGUUGGCUCGAACCCACUGACCCUGUGGAGUCCUGCCGGGGUAGCUGUUCGAGGUCUGCAGACAGAUGGGCCGUCGGGCAGGGGCCGGCACUGGAUAUUGCUGUGGCCUGGUGAGCCAAUAAACACCGACAGCCUCAGCCUGUGUCUGCUA